Messenger RNA from Armigeres subalbatus, 871 nucleotides. RefSeq lists its product as uncharacterized. The transcript is spliced from 2 exons. The coding region runs from base 1 to 414 and encodes 137 amino acids. Lineage: Eukaryota; Metazoa; Arthropoda; Insecta; Diptera; Culicidae. The record is from RefSeq and is a predicted model, not a curated record.
AUGUUUUUUAUUACAUUUUGCACGUGCUCUUGCCAUUGUCAGGCACAAAAUCCGUCGCGCGGCUCAAAACGAUUGAGAAACAAUGAGCCUGUGUUGGACAACCCGUUAACCGGUGUGGUGAAAUGGAUACAGCCUGACGAAGACUUCCCACGUGCUGCUGAAGUACUACCGAUUUUAGUAGUUCGAGGACUAUUUCCGGAUGUCUCGGAAGGGUGUGCUAUAUGCUGGGAAUCUGAGGUCAUUCCCGUAGGAGAGGACUUCAAAACAGCAUUCGGAAUCAUGUUUCAGUGCUUCUCCGUUUUCAAUCUGCAACCGAAUCCGUCAGAUAAAAACUUUUUUCUUUUCAUUGGUGGAAUCUGUAACACCAACACACUAACCACAACCGGGGCCAAAUUUUUGCAUGGAUUGCAAUGACCAUGUGAACGGAAUUGAACGACUUUAAUAAAAUAUGUCCGUAACAGAAAACUAUUAAGACUAAAUACACAAUAUUGUUUUUUUUUAUUAAUUUCAUAUAAGAACAUACCAACAGUGAUUACAGUAUCACGAAGAAAAUACCGAAAUGUCGGUAAUUUUGAGUAAUAUCGUUAAAAAGAUCGCUGCUUUUCGGUAAAAACGAUAACAAACCUUCAAUCAUUUUCGGUAAAAUUUACCGAUCUUUCAGUACAUUUGACGAGCUGUCCCCUAAUGCAGUUUACAGAUCAUGCUUGGUUUUUCGGUAAUCGUUACCGAACGGUGUGUAAAUUUGGCAGCCUAAUCCUUUGAUACAGUUCACAAUUUUUUCGGUAAUACUAAAAUUUACCGAAAUCGUUACCGAUCGUUCAGCUGUUGAGAAUUCGGUAAAUGAAUUACCGGAGUCGGUAAUUAUUUCUAA